This is a messenger RNA of Naegleria lovaniensis, 753 nucleotides long. RefSeq lists its product as uncharacterized. NCBI's taxonomy places the organism in Eukaryota, Heterolobosea, Eutetramitea, Acrasida, Naegleriidae. Gene Ontology annotation, biological process: glycolytic process. The record is from RefSeq and is a predicted model, not a curated record. The transcript has a single exon. Bases 1 to 753 code for a protein of 250 amino acids. Gene Ontology annotation, molecular function: intramolecular phosphotransferase activity.
AUGGUCUACAAAUUGGUAUUAAUCAGACACGGAGAAUCAGAGUGGAACAAGGAAAACAAAUUUACUGGUUGGUAUGAUUGUGGGUUGAGCGAAACCGGACUCAAGGAAGCCAAAGAAGCCGGUGAAAUUCUUCUCAAAGAAGGCUAUGAAUUUGAUUUGUGUUACACAAGCUUUUUGAAAAGAGCCAUCAAAACACUGUGGAUUGUAUUAGAAACUAUGGAUGCAAUGUAUCUUCCUGUUGUCAAACACUGGAGAUUGAAUGAAAGACACUACGGCGCUCUUCAAGGAUUGAACAAGACUCAAACUGCUGAGAAACACGGAGAAGAGCAAGUCAAGAUUUGGAGAAGAUCUUAUGAUAUUCCUCCACCAGCUCUUGAAGUUAGUGAUGAAAGAUAUCCUGGACAUGAAAGAAAAUAUCAAGAAUUGACUUCCGAUGAAUUACCAAAAACUGAAUCACUUAAAUUGACUGUUGACAGAGUUCUCCCAUACUGGAAUGAUGUUAUUGCACCAAGCGUAAAGGAAGGAAAGAAAGUACUUAUUGCUGCUCAUGGUAACUCAUUACGUGCUUUGGUGAAGUAUUUGGAUAACAUUUCUGAAGAAGAAAUUGUUGAAUUGAACAUUCCAACUGGAGUUCCAUUGGUCUAUGAAUUGGAUGAAAACUUAAAGCCAAUUAAGCAUUACUACUUGGGUGAUCAAGAGUUGAUUCAACAAAAGAUUAACAGCGUUGCUAGUCAAGCCAGCAAGAAGAAGUAA